This is a messenger RNA of Prosopis cineraria, 3609 nucleotides long. Its product is annotated as protein SIEL-like. The coding region runs from base 607 to 3456 and encodes 949 amino acids. Gene Ontology annotation, cellular component: endosome. The transcript is spliced from 9 exons. Gene Ontology annotation, biological process: intercellular transport. The record is from RefSeq and is a predicted model, not a curated record. Lineage: Eukaryota; Viridiplantae; Streptophyta; Magnoliopsida; Fabales; Fabaceae.
CGGCCCUCUUCAUUGUGCCCCCCCCCCCUUCCUCUGUUCCUCACCUUCAACUGUAAUAACCCUGGAAUUUUAAACGCGCGGCUGGGGAUAUUUCUUGUUCGCCUCCAUUUUUGAUUCUCCAAAACCUGGCGUGAGAUAGACCAAUCGAACCCUAGCCUCCGAUCUCCUUCUCGCUGCUGUUGGCGGAGACUGUGGUAAGCCGGAAUCCUUUCCCUCCGUCGUUUUCUUCCCCUGUUUCUUCUCUGUGAUACGUUGCUGUGCGGGUUGCUGCCACUGUCAUCAGUCUUCUCCGUCCUCCCCUGUAUUGCACGUCUCUGGUCGGCUUUCAUCAUCAUCUUCCUGGGUCGCGCAACAACAUCUCCUUCUCUUAGAUUUGGCCAUCGUUGAUCACUGAAAAUGCUUGUAGAUAGCACGAGUGCCAUUCUAGCAUUAUGGGGCUUGGAAAAUGAUGUGUUUCUGAAGAUCACUAAACUGCUGUGAGGGUACUCCGACCUGCAAAACAACCUGAUUUGAACCUUUGGUAGGAUAAAACUGGAACUCAAGUUUGCCAUGGUUGUGAGUUUCAACUUCGUUUGAAACUUAUAGAUGUAAAUACUGCUUUGAUCAAUGGACCCAUAUGACAAUACUCCCCCAGAUGAAGAAUCCCUUUCUCUCUCCACCUUGGCUUCCAUGAGAUCCCUCAUCAUCAACCCUUCAACUCCACAAUCAACCAUAUCUUCCAUUUUUCAAAAGCUUAUUCGCUCACUUGAACUUAGUCAUGACAAAGUCCUUCUUCAUUACUCUCUCAACCUCCUAACCCAUCUUGCCUUGCACCACACUUACUUUUCUCAUUUCAUUUUUCAAUCUGUCUGUUCUCACUAUCUUCUCUCUUCCCAAUCCACCCGCCUUGCUGUUGACUCACUACAAGUACUGGCUUCCAUCACAGCAUGUUUUCCAGCGCUGAGCUUGAAUAUGAAUAAGCUUGAUGAUGGGUUUUAUGUUUCUCUCUGUUUUGGCCCCUCUGUGUCUGCACGUUUAUGGUUGCUGAACAAUGCAGGGCGCUUUCAAAUUCAGCCAUCUUUACUGUUUACUGUGUUGCUAGGGUUCACAAAGGAUCCAUAUCCUUAUGUGAGAAAGGCUUCUCUAGAUGGACUUGUUGAUUUAAGUAAUCAUGGCAUCUUUGAAGACUCUAGUUUAGUGGAUGGGUGUUAUCGUCGUGCUGUUCAACUUCUGGGUGACAUGGAAGAUUGUGUGAGAUCAUCUGCGAUUCGUGUUGUUGCUUCAUGGGGGCUAAUGUUAGUGGCUUCUAAUUCUGACAUGAAAAGCUACUGGUCCAAUGAAGUAUUUGCCAAGCUCUGUUCGAUGGCAAGAGAUAUGAGCAUGGAGGUCAGGGUUGAAGCUUUUAAUGCCCUUGGAAAGAUUGAAAUAGUAUCUGAGGAUUUUCUUUUGCAAACUUUAUCAAAGCGAGUCUUGGAGGUUGGAAAGAAAAAAGAAGUUGUUGGCCAGAAAACAACUGAACAAUUUAAAAUGCUGGCAGCUAGUGUUGCUGGUGCUCUAGUGCAUGGACUUGAAGAUGAGUUCUUUGAGGUGCGGAAGUCUGCUUGCCAGUCCUUACAAAGACUUGCAGUCCGCUCUAUUGAGUUUGCUCAUGAAGCUUUGAACAUUUUGAUGGACGUGUUGAAUGAUGAUUCAGUGGUUGUUCGAUUACAAGCUCUAAAAACUAUGUAUUAUAUGGCAAUUAGUGGCUGUCUGAAGGUUCAGGAAAAACAUUUGCACAUGUUUCUUGGUGUUCUAGCUGACAAAAGCAGGGAAGUGAGAUAUGCAGCAAGGAAAAUAGUUAAACAAGUGAAGCUGAAUAGUCUCUUGUUGUUUAAAUCAACUAUCGAUGGUCUUCUAAAUAGUUUGAAUAUUGACCCACAGGACGAAGCUGAUGUAUUUUCAGCAGUUUCUCAUAUUGGCCGAAAUCACGUGAAGUUUGUAGCCAUUUUCUCCAAGGAAGUUUUAGAAGAGGUAGAAGCAGCUUUUGAAGGCAACCCAGAAUUCAGUAGUGCGAGAGUGGCUGCACUUUUAAUCCUUUGUAUCUCUACCUCACUGUUACAUGACGUAGGCACCAUACCUCCAGUUUUGUUUUCUUAUGCCGUUACAUUCCUGGGGAGGAUUUAUUCUGCUUUUAUUGAUGUUAUGGAUAGGGAUGCCGUUUUGGCCUGCCUAUCUGAUAAAAGUAGAUCCAUGGGUUGUUUUGCCUCAAAUAUUAACCAUGAUGAAGGGGAGCAACUAUCAUCCUUAAUUCAAGGUGAUCAUUGUGCCAGCAAGGAUGUGAUAAGUGUUGAGACAUCACAGAAAGGAGAUGUGGAGUCUGAAAUUCAGUCCCCUUUUUGGAGGGAGCCAAAAGAUAUACUCAAUACUCUAGUAGAACAACGCCUAGUGCAUGACGAAGUCAUAAAGUUUACAAAUCAUAUUCUUUGGAAGGUCCCAGAUAUCUGGUCUCUGAUACAAUCUGGCUUUACAAGUGAAGUGCUCAAGAUCCUGAGGAGCUGGAAGGAGGAUCUGGCAACUAUGAAAUUUGAUCCUGCGGGAUCCGGUGAUGCUUUGGCAUUUAUCAUGCAAUAUCUUCGAAUAAUAAAGUGCCUUGGAAAAAUUUGGGAACAUUUCCCCCAAGAGAAACUUGGAUGUUCUCGUGCAAUGGGGGAAUUAGACUAUAAACUGGCAAAGCUUGAUAGGAGGAUUAAAGAAUUCAGGAGUCAGUUCAUAGGGUUUUCUCCACAAGAGGAGUUGAAUGUCUUGGAGCUAAUGCUAGUGACUUGCGUCCUUAGGUUGUGUAAAGUUGACAUCUGUUGUCACACUCUUUCAUUAAAGAGGUUGACUGCAAUACUUUCACAUCUAGAAUCUCUCCUUAAAGAAAGCUCUGUCGUGCCAUCCACAUUUGUGGUUGAACUCAGGAAAUUGUUAUCUGAAGGCACCUCCAUAAGUGAAGCCUCCCAGAGUCCACUUGAGUUUUGCAAAUGUCUCAAAUUCUUCUCCCUGAAGCAGUUCGUAUGUUGUGGGACAAUUAGACUUGCACGAGCAGAGCUAAGUAUUUUGAAUAGUGACUCUGAACACCCACUUCCUUUUGUUUCGGGACUACCAGUUGGAGUUGAGUGUGACAUCGCUCUCCACAAUAUCACCAGUGAUAAAAGGUUGUGGCUGAGCAUGACCAUGAAUGAUGAUGGUUCGCCACAGUAUGUUUUUCUAGAUUGGAAGCUUUUUGAAGGUUCUGCAGAGGUGAGGGUUAAUUCUGCAUUUGUUGCUCCAUUUUAUGGAACCCCAAAGGCUAGUUCUUUCAGGUUGAGGGUCAGUAUAGGUUUGGAAUGUUCAUUUGAGGAUGCUGUUCCAAGGAAGACUCAUGGAGGGCCAAGACAUGAACUUACGUUUAUUUGUCCCGAAAAAGUUGUUCAUCUUUCUAAUGUACUAAAGACUAAAUCACACUCCCUCCGAUAAAACAUUAAAGUAUACGCGUGAUUUUGGUUGGGAUUGAGAUGCCAAUAGCUCCCUAGGCCCUGUCCUUCAAUGAAACAAGGUUCAAGUUGAAACUGUUGCGCCAGAAAUUCCAAAUUCUAAUGUCAAGAGCUCUAAAAUUGUGUUCUUUACCAA